AACAAGUCGACCUUCCCCCAAUAAAUACCCAAGAGGCAGAGAGAGUACUGCGGUGAACAACUCGAAAGCUACUCUGAGCAUGGGAGCUCCAGGCAUCUGCACAGUGUCUCUGUUCCUGUUGGUCCUGGGGCAAAUGGUGUCAUGCCAGCCGUCAGACACGUUUUGCCUGGAGAACGAGGUCGGAAUCCACGCAGACCCUGAGGAUGCUUCAAGCUUCUACCAGUGCCUGGGGAAUGCCACCAUCUAUAGCACCUGCCAGAGGAACCUCAUCUUCGACAUAGUGAGCAUGUGGUGUGUCAAGCCACCCACUGCCGCCCCGCCUCAGACCACUGCAGAAGCCCAGGCCGCUCCAGUCACCACCGCAAGAGCUCCAGUGGCCACCUCAAAGCCUCUAAUAGACAUCUCGCAACUCCCAGUAGCCAGCCCGAAGACUCCAGGAGUCACCUCCCAGGCCCCAGUGGCCACUCCAGCAAACCUGACAGAGAGUCUACUCUUUUGCAGAGGGAAAACCGAUGGAUUCUUUGAAGACCCGGAAGACGUCAGCUUCUACUAUUUUUGCUGGCAGGGUGAAACAAACCAUAUUGCCUGUGCACCUGGCUUGGUCUUCAGCAUCCAGGUUACAGCAUGUAUCCAUCUGAUGUCCGUCGCCCAGCCCACAAGCACAACCCCAACACCAACAACGUUGCCACCAACGGCUAUUCCUACAACACAGGUCCUUGUGACGACAGAGGAGAUGGCAAUGACAACGGCACCAAAAACUACUGCAACAAGACUGGAAAUGCCCACAACAGCAAAGACUACUGCAACAUCACAGGAGAUAACAACGGCAGUCAAAAUUCCUACAACAACAGGGAAGGCCAUGACCACAGAACAAGAAACGUUCAAAACAACAAAGGCAACGACAACAACACAGGAGAUACCCACAACAAGAGGGAUACCGGUUACAACACAGGAGAUACCCACAACAAGAGGGAUACCUGUUACAACACAGGAGAUACCCACAACAAGGGGGAUACCUUGUUACAACACAGGAGAUACCCACAACAAGGGGAAACUACAACACAGGCAAUACCCACAGUGA
This is a messenger RNA of Leucoraja erinaceus (little skate), 1081 nucleotides long. RefSeq names its product mucin-2-like. The transcript is spliced from 5 exons. Lineage: Eukaryota; Metazoa; Chordata; Chondrichthyes; Rajiformes; Rajidae. Gene Ontology annotation, molecular function: chitin binding. Bases 80 to 1081 code for a protein of 333 amino acids. The record is from RefSeq and is a predicted model, not a curated record. Gene Ontology annotation, cellular component: extracellular region.